Molecule: messenger RNA, 990 nt
Organism: Penicillium cosmopolitanum
Lineage: Eukaryota; Fungi; Ascomycota; Eurotiomycetes; Eurotiales; Aspergillaceae
Product: putative short chain dehydrogenase/oxidoreductase
Exons: 2
Coding region: 1-990 (329 amino acids)
Cellular component (GO): intracellular anatomical structure
Molecular function (GO): oxidoreductase activity, acting on NAD(P)H, oxygen as acceptor
Source: RefSeq, a predicted model, not a curated record
AUGUCUCGGGCUUUCGCCCCGGCUCGCGCUCGCCUCUCUGGCGCCGCAAUUAUCUCGGCUCCGCGUGUGCUCACAUCCUCCUCGACCAGGCUAUAUUCAAGCACCAAGAGUGCAUUUAAUCCACAGGAUAUACACAGCAUCUCUCACAGCCCCGACCACAUUCAGUCCAAGCUGCCGUCCAAGAAACAGCUACGCAAUGCCAAUCGAUUUCGCGAGUUCGACCUUGAGGGCCGUGUAUUCGCCAUAACCGGUGGUGGUCGAGGGCUAGGACUCUCAAUGGGGGAAGCAUUGAUUGAGGCCGGUGCCAAGGUUUAUGCUCUCGAUCGCCUCGAGACCCCCCAUCCCGAUUUCAUCAAGGCUCAGGAGAAAGCUGAAAACGAGUAUGGCGGUACUCUGGAGUAUAUCCGUAUUGAUGUACGCAACAACACCGAAGUGAACAACACAUUUGCUGCUAUUGCCGCUCAACACGAACGUCUUGACGGCCUGAUCGCCGCCGCCGGUAUUAAUCAUCUCUCCAGUGCCCUGGAGCACUCCCAGCAAGCUCUGGAUGAUGUGAUGACCAUCAACUACAAUGGUGUCUUCAACUCCGCCACCGCUGCUGCUCGCCAGAUGUUCAACUACCAGGUCAAGGGCUCUAUUUUGUUGGUUGCCAGUAUGAGUGGCCUUAUCGCGAACAAGGGCAUGACCUCGCCAGUUUACAACUCCUCCAAAGCUGCCGUAAUCCAACUGGCUCGCUCACUGGCAAUGGAAUGGGGCCGUCACGGCAUUCGUGUCAACAGCCUGUGUCCCGGCCACAUCAUCACCCCAAUGGUCGAGGAGGUUUUCCAGCAGAACCCUGCUGCUCGCGCCACUUGGGAAGCCGAGAACAUGCUUGGUCGUCUGGCAAUGCCAGAGGAAUUUCGCGGUGCCGCCCUUUUCGCUCUCUCCGAUGCUAGCAGCUUCAUGACCGGCAGCACUAUGCUCAUUGAUGGUGGCCACACCGCAUGGUAA